AUGGUAAAAUAUUGCUAAAGUUGUAAUGUUCAGAAAGCAUUCAUGGUCAGACCAAAAACUGGGAACCUGAUUUGCCAAAAUUGCUUCUUUUAAGCAUUCGAGGAGGAAAUUCAUCAUACAAUCAUAUCUACAUAAAUAUUGCCAUUGCUGCAUCCGGAGGCAAAGAUUCUACAGUCUUAGUUCAUGUUAUCACUUUGUUGA
This is a messenger RNA of Paramecium tetraurelia, 201 nucleotides long. RefSeq lists its product as uncharacterized. Lineage: Eukaryota; Ciliophora; Oligohymenophorea; Peniculida; Parameciidae. The record is from RefSeq and is a predicted model, not a curated record. The transcript is spliced from 2 exons.